Labrus bergylta (ballan wrasse) is the source of this 1568-nucleotide messenger RNA. RefSeq names its product MAPK activated protein kinase 2b (gene mapkapk2b). Gene Ontology annotation, cellular component: nucleus; cytoplasm. The record is from RefSeq and is a predicted model, not a curated record. Gene Ontology annotation, biological process: response to cytokine; intracellular signal transduction; protein autophosphorylation. Gene Ontology annotation, molecular function: calcium/calmodulin-dependent protein kinase activity; ATP binding; calmodulin binding. Lineage: Eukaryota; Metazoa; Chordata; Actinopteri; Labriformes; Labridae.
GUGACUGUCACAAUUUGAUGCUGCGGUAACGUCGGCCAAUUUCGCCCACAAGUUUGAAUUUUAAUUUUAAAUGAAUUCAUUUAUCAAGCGAGCCAACACUGUGCGACUCUUAGUCCAAGUUGAUGAAGUGUCAACCGAAGUUUAAAGUGUACUUCCUGGACAGUCACCCGCCUGCUUCGUGUGAAGGACUGUCCCAGGACUUGUCCCAGCAAGAGGUGGGCGAGCAGUAAACCAGGACUGAGCGUUACUGAACUAGCUGAGGUUAGGCUACUCCUCAAGGACUGGACGCACCUGUUUGAACGGUAAACAGUCAUGUGUCGCCGAUAGUUAUCAUGUCAAAUCAGCACCAGCCGACUUUCCCGAUCCAACAGCAGCCUGAUCUCAACUCUGCUCCUUUCCCUCAGUGUUUUGUGAGACAGUUUGCCGUUCCUCUUCAAAUCAAAAGCAGUGUUAUUACAGAUGUUUAUACGUUAACGAGUCAGGUGCUGGGGAUGGGGAUAAAUGGCAGAGUGAUGGAAAUAUUCCACAAAGAGAGUGGGGAGAAGUAUGCACUAAAGAUGCUGCAGGAUUGUCCAGAAGCCAGACGAGAGGUUGAGCUCCACUGGAGGGUGUCACCUUGCCCCCACAUUGUACCCAUUAUAGAUGUUUAUGAGAACCUCUACCAUGGCAAGAAGUGUCUCCUUAUCAUUAUGGAGUGCAUGGAUGGAGGUGAAUUAUUCAGACAUAUCCAAGACAAAGGGAAUCAUGCAUUCACAGAAAGAGAGGCCUCUGACAUUAUGAAAAGUAUAGGAGAAGCCAUUCUCUUCUUGCAUUCCAUCAACAUUGCUCACAGAGACAUCAAGCCAGAGAACCUGCUUUACACCUCCAAAAGACCAGAUGCUCUGCUUAAGCUGACUGAUUUUGGGUUCGCCAAGGAAAUCACCACGAUAAACUCAUUAGCAACACCAUGUUUUACCCCAUAUUAUGUUGCUCCAGAAGUUCUUGGUGCAGAGAAGUAUGACCGAUCUUGUGACAUGUGGUCUCUGGGAGUCAUUAUGUAUAUCCUACUUUGUGGAUACCCUCCUUUUUUCUCACGUCAUGGUUUCGCAAUAUCUCCUGGAAUGAAAAGAAGGAUCUGUAAAGGACACUAUGAGUUCCCAAACCCUGAGUGGUCUGAUGUGUCCGAGGAAGCCAAACAGUUGAUCGGCAGGUUAUUGAAAACUGAGCCCACCCAAAGAAUGAGCAUCACUGAGUUCAAAAACCAUCCCUGGAUUAAUCAGUCAGUGGAGAUCCCUCAAACACCUCUUCACACAAGCCGUGUGCUGCAUGAGGAACAAGAUGUCUGGGAGAAGGUUAAGGAGGAAAUGACAAAUGCCUUGCAAACGAUGAGAGUGGACUAUGAUCAAACGAAAAUCAAAACUAUUGAGGACUCAACAAAUCCUCUACUCCUGAGGAGAAGAAAGAAAACUAAAAACGUAGCCACACAACCUCCAGGCUAGUCAAGUAAAGACUCUUUAAGAGGUGCUCAGACCCGCAUACACACACACACACACACACACACACACACACACACACACACACACACACAC